AAGCAAGUGCUCAUGCUUGAGUAACACUUCCUUCCCACAAAGAAUGAGCAAGUGGCCUCAAGAGCUCGGGUGCCCAAGCUGUUGCUGUCAGUGACCCAGAUUGAGCAAAACGAGCUGCUACAGACACUGAGCUACGGGCCCAGCUUCUCCCAUGCGCACUGUGAAGCUGCAUAGUGCUUGAGGGGGGCAGUCCACAGCUGCGUGGCCCCUCUAGGUGAGUGGAGCAAGGCUCUGUGUGGGAAAUGAGCUCGAAGGACUUCCAGGCAGAUGGGAUGCCCUUCUGAGAAGGGAAAAGGUAGUUCUUGUUCCACCCUUGGCAUCAGGUCUAGGUGGCUGGCAUGGGAUCCUGCUUCCUCUUAACAGUUCUUCAUUUUCUCUGAGUGACCAAUGAAAGUUCCAGAGAAAAAUGCAUGUAUAAAUACACAAGAUUGCAAGGGGUUUAUGGAAUGGGUUAUACUAAUAAAUACAUGCUUGGGCUCUGAACUCAAGACUGCCUAGACUCAGAAUCUGACGCUGAGACUGUGCCAACUAUCAGCCACAUGCCGUGAACAAGUUACUUGGCCUCUCUGAACCCUUCCUCUUCUGCAAAAUGAUAAUAGUAAUUUCUUCACGGGGCUGCUGUAAGGUUUGAUGAGAUAUUACAGACAAAACCUCUUGGCUCAGUGUCUCCGUAAUAUCCAUGAUCGUGAUGAUCGUAAAGACCUUCGCAAAGAAACCGGCAGAGAAGCUGAGAUUUCUAGCCUGUAAGAUGUACUUUGAGUGCUAUUAGCCUUUAGAAACAUCAGAUAACAAAGGAAAGGGUGGGUAUGGAAUUCUGAUAAUCGGAAUGACCAAUUAUGGCAACCUUGUGAAGAGUUGGAAGAACUUUGCCCCCUCCUUUCACAUCUCACUAAAAGAGUAAAGUUCAACACAGCUCUGCCAUGUGGGAAGCUAAAGAGCAUGUAUCGAGUUCUACUCGUCAAAUUCUCCUCCCGCUGCAGGCUCACCAUAUCCAAGACGACCCCAGGCGCAGUUCCUUUUAUCAUUCCAGUAGUUGCCCAUUGAAGGUUCAAAGUUUCCAGGGAAACUUGUUGGCCACUCGCAGAACUGUACGCAUCGGCUUCAGGUGUGGCCCCAUCCCGGGAGCUGUGGCAAAGGCAGAGGUGCCUGACAGUGGUGCUGAGCCCAUACAGUCUGCGGUGAGGGGCGCAUUUCCUGUGCCCAGGAAGGGAGAGGAUCCUCACCAGGCCUCAAUUUCCUGCUACUAUUCACAAAGAUGCUUUUUAUCUUUAACUUCUUGUUUUCCCCACUUCCAACCCCGGCACUGAUCUUCAUCCUGACCUUUGGAGUUGGCAUCUUCCUGUGGCUGGUCAACAGACCUCACGAUGUCUUGCCUGUAGUUGAUCUGAACAACCAGUCAGUGGGAAUUGAGGGAGGAGCACGGAAAAAUGCUCGCCAGAAGGACAAUGACCUGCUAAGCUACUACUUCUCAGAUGCCAAGACGAUGUACGAAGUUUUCAAAAGAGGACUUGCUGUGUCUGACAAUGGGCCUUGCUUGGGGUAUAGAAAACCAAACCAGCCCUACAAGUGGCUGUCCUACAAACAGGUGUCUGAUCGAGCAGAGUACCUGGGCUCCUGUCUCCUACAUAAAGGAUACAAGCCAUCCCAAGACCAAUGUGUUGGCAUCUUUGCUCAGAAUAGGCCAGAGUGGAUCAUCUCCGAGUUAGCUUGUUACACGUACUCCAUGGUAGCCGUCCCCCUGUACGAUACCUUGGGAGCAGAGGCCGUCAUAUACAUUAUCAACAAGGGUGAUAUCGCCAUGGUGAUCUGUGAUACACCCCAAAAGGCAUCAGUCCUGAUAGACAAUGUGGAGAAGGGCCUCACUCCAGGCCUGAAAAUAAUCAUCCUCAUGGAUCCCUUUGACGAUGACCUGAAGCAAAGAGGGGAGAAAAGUGGGCUUGAGGUCUUAUCCUUCUGUGAUGCUGAGAAUACAGGCAAAGAGAAUUUCAGAAAACCCAUGCCUCCUGAACCAGAUGACCUAGGCAUCAUCUGCUUCACCAGUGGGACCACAGGUGACCCCAAAGGAGCCAUGAUAACCCAUAAAAAUGUUGUUUCAAAUGCUGCAGCUUUUCUCAAAUGUGUUGAGUAUACGUUUCAGCCCACCCCUGAGGAUGUGGCCAUAUCCUACCUCCCCUUGGCUCACAUGUUUGAGAGGGUUGUACAGGUUGUUGUAUACUCUUGUGGAGCCAGAGUUGGAUUCUUCCAAGGAGAUAUUCGGCUGCUGCCUGAUGACAUGAAGACUCUGAAGCCCACCCUGUUUCCUGUGGUGCCCCGACUCCUCAACAGGAUCUACGACAAGGUUCAAAAUGAAGCCAAGACACCCUUGAAGAAGUUCUUGUUGAACUUGGCUAUUUCCAGUAAAUUCAGUGAAGUGAAAAGGGGUAUCAUCAGACGCGACAGUAUCUGGGACCGACUCAUCUUUAAAAAGAUCCAGGACAACCUGGGCGGGAAGGUCCGCAUUAUGGUCACUGGAGCUGCCCCCAUCUCCUCUUCCGUCUUGGAGUUCCUGCGGGCCGCAUUGGGGUGUCCGGUGUUUGAAGCUUAUGGUCAAACAGAAUGCACUGCUGGCUGUACAUUAACAUUACCUGGUGACUGGAGACCAGGCCACGUUGGAGCCCCCCUGGCUUGCAAUCACGUGAAGCUGGAAGAUGUGCCAGACAUGAACUACUUCUCAGUGAAUGGCGAAGGAGAGGUCUGCAUCAAGGGCACCAACGUGUUCAAGGGAUACCUGAAGGACCCGGAGAAGACAGCCGAAGCCCUCGACAGCAAUGGCUGGCUUCACACAGGAGACAUCGCUCGCUGGCUCCCGAAUGGAACUCUGAAGAUCGUUGACCGUAAAAAGAACAUUUUCAAGCUGGCCCAAGGAGAAUACAUCGCUCCCGAGAAGAUAGAAAACAUCUACAGCAGGAGCAGACCAGUGCAGCAAGUUUUUGUGCACGGAGAAAGCUUACGGUCAUCCUUAGUCGCGGUGGUGGUUCCUGACCCGGAAGUGCUUCCUGCAUUUGCAGCCAAUCUCGGGGCUAAGGGCUCCCUUGAAGAGCUGUGCCAAAACCAAACCGUAAAGGAAGCCAUUCUAGAAGACUUGCAGAAAAUUGGGAAGGAAGGCGGCCUUAAGUCCUUUGAACAGGUCAAAAGCAUCUAUCUCCAUCCAGAGCCCUUUUCCAUUAACAAUGGGCUUUUGACACCAACACUGAAAGCGAAGAGGGCAGAGCUUGCCAAGUACUUCCGGCUCCAAAUCGACAGCCUGUAUGAGACUAUCCAGGAGUAGGUUCAGUCCACUGCUGAGCUGGAAGCUGUGGGGAAGGAGCUGAAACAAUGCCAUGUCCCUCUCCAGUGAAUGAAGCAAAGCACUGAGUAAAAGCCUCCUGAACUGGGAACAAAGACCUAUGGGCAGCCUGAAGUCUGCACUGCAGGCUUAUCUUCUGGGGAGGAACCGACUGACCUUUCCUCCAGCGAACUCUGUUCCUGCUCUGGCUUACCCCCGGACAACACGUGCUGCUUCCACUUGUAAAUGUAAAAUCUUUAAAAUAAUAUACUAUU
This is a messenger RNA of Molossus molossus (Pallas's mastiff bat), 3579 nucleotides long. It is a transcript of the gene ACSL5, whose product is annotated as acyl-CoA synthetase long chain family member 5. NCBI's taxonomy places the organism in Eukaryota, Metazoa, Chordata, Mammalia, Chiroptera, Molossidae. Gene Ontology annotation, biological process: long-chain fatty acid metabolic process. Bases 1256 to 3307 code for a protein of 683 amino acids. Gene Ontology annotation, molecular function: arachidonate-CoA ligase activity. Gene Ontology annotation, cellular component: mitochondrion; endoplasmic reticulum; membrane. The transcript has 24 exons. The record is from RefSeq and is a predicted model, not a curated record.